AAUAGCUAGGAAGCCAUGGUGCAUGUUUGAAUGGAAGUCGGUCUAAAUCAUGUAGAGAAUGUGUGUCAUCCUGACCAGGGCCCAUCAUCCACUGGAUAUAUCUGGAUAAUUAACGCUGUCCUUACAAUCACAGUGGAUGACACCACGACGUGUCUCGUCGCCAAUAAUCGCCAUUACAGAAUGAAUCAUCUUAUAUGUACAGAGAGUGACCAUGCAUGUCCUGAAGCUUCCCUGCUACAGCAGCCAUUUGAUGUAUUAAGUACCUGAAGCAAAGAAUGGGACAGAACGCCUCUAUGGAAGGAAAUCCAUUAAUGAGUGCAACUACAAGAGACGAACAAGGAGCCCUGAGAAGCAUUGGGGAGGACAAUACAAGUGAAAAGGAAAGUAAGAUUGAAGAAGAAGGCCAAGAUUCAUCAACAGAUUCUGACAUGAAGACCAAUUCAGUUCGGGCCGCUAUUGACUCUUUGAUAGAAUCGUGCCUUGGAGUUAAAUCCGAUGAAUCGGAGGCGGAAGACUCAAAAAAGGAUUCUGAGGAAGCUAAAGCUAAAGCCAGUCCACCGCAGGCAGCGGCAAGAGACGGGGGAAGCCAGCCAGUAGAUGUUGUGUUCAGUUUCAUGAAGGAUCGUAUUGUCGAUAUGAUAAAGAGUGACACCACAGAGGAAGUGACCAAUCGGAUACCCAGUGUUGACUUGGCCAUCAACUGCAAACAUGAGUCCAAACCUCUGACCAGUGAGAAGAGCCAGACCUGUACUAGACCAAGCUUGUAUGAGUCUCUUAAGAGGGAUGACAAGCUUCCUAAAAACACAGUGAGACUGCAGACUUUGAUAGACAAAGUGUUAGAUAAUUCAUUAGGCGAGGAUAUGCAUACUUCUCUCCCAGAUGUAAGCCACAAAGGUCAAGUUUCCAUGAAAUCCCUUGCUCAGAGUACUGCUACGACUGAGUCAACCACUACAGUGUCAACUCCAUCCUCCACAAGCUCGGACACAUCUGUUGUUGCCAGCGUUAAGGAAAAGAAAAGAAGCCCGGAAAUGGAGAAUUUGCAGAAUAAUAUGGUUUGUCUUAUGGAUCAUAUUGAAAGAGUUCUGGAAAAGAGCUUUGUCAACGAAGAAAUAUCCACUUCCAAUCCCGAACCAGUUAAUACUAUAAGUGUUCCUAAGGAAACAACAAAUGCAGGUAGUGGUUCAAUAACUCAAGGCAAGCCUGUCACUAGUGCCUCUGCUAAUGCUGGGUUAGAUGGUACUAUUAGUGUGCAGGAUAUUGUUGACCGAGUUAUCAGUCAAACUGAAGUGAUAAGCAAACUGUUGUCUCCAGGCAGUUCCGAUGAAGUAUUGAUAGAGAACCAUGGUACUCCUAGUGACAGUAAGAAAGGCUAUACCCAUGAGCAUGCUCGGGACAGUGAACGUCUUCAGCAUCGGUCGCCUGUGCCUGGUGCUAGCAAAUCCCCUUCUAGGUAUUCGGAUGCAGGAUCCAGCAUUCAUACUGAUGGACAUUCUGAAACACAUAGAAACUGGUCUCAGAAACCUCCACAAGACGGUUACCAUGGGCUUCACUCAAAACAUAUGCCUGUGGAUAAGGUGAAGGAACCCAAGCAGUAUGAACCUUCUGGAUACUCUGUUGGUAAAUAUGCGACGAUGGCAAAGCAAAAUGAAGCAAUGAUGGCUCGUUUCAACCCAAGAGCUUUAGCUCCAUACCUAAAUGGUGCAAUCCCUCGUCAAGGGAUGCUACCAAAGGCUCAGAUGUACAUGUUGCGUGGACACCCUAUGUACAUGCCACCAAGGGCUUUUCCUCCUCCUCUGAUGAGGGCUGAUGGCGUGCUAGCUUCAGAGAAUGAUGCAUCCUCCUUCUCUCAUAUGCCCAGUAAAAACUGUAGGUGUCUUAGUUGCCGAACGUUUUUCCAGUAUGGAGAAAAGUCGACGAAACAAAGCAAGCCAUCACCUAACAGUGCAUCCCCAAUGAUGAAUAUGCCUAUGUCACAGGCCGAACCUUCUUUCUAUCAGAAUCACCUCCAAGUGCCAGUUCAGUCUCCCCACAGUCAAGGUAUGAUAGUAAAGCAAGACAUGGCAAGGUUGCAAGCAACAUCCCCAAGCAAAUUUCCCAACACAACUGCUGUUCACAUGGCAAAUAUGAUUCAGUAUCCAGUUCAGCCUAUUAAACCCUUGCCAUAUCCUGCCACUCUAAGUCAUGGAGUACAAAUGGUUGGUGAUGCUUAUAAUCCAGAUAUGGCCAAGUCUGAUAGAAGACAAGACAGAGGCAGCUCUCAUGCAAGGCAAGACAUUUAUCAUCACAACGAAGGAAGCCCAUAUUCUUGCAAAGAUUUCCCACGAAAUGCUGAUAAUGCUCCACAGCCAGGUAGGCAUGGCCAGCCUCCAGUUGCCAGUAUUGGAAGUAGGCAGGAUGUCAUGCAUGCCCCCAAACCACAUGUCUCCCUUCCACCACAUGGUAGAGGGGAGAGAUAUGCCUCGCCUCAAGCACCAGUACUUGAUCUCACAGUAAAAAUACCAGAGAGUGUUCCUAUUGCUCAACCGGGACCAGAUUUAAUGGAUAAUGAUCAGCCCCUUGAUUUAUCAAAAAAGCCUUCCAAUCCUGCAAGUGUGCCUAGAGAUGUUGGACAUAGAGAAGGUGGUGGUAUUGUCCAUGGUCAAGUAGACUACAGUGGACGAGGUAACCACCACCUGCAGCAUCUGGAGAGCAGUGUAGACAAGCUCUUCCAGCAGGCCCAUUGUGGCUACCCACGGAAAGACAUGAUGCCAUUUGACAGAGGAGGUGGUGAAAACCCUGGCAAUGCGAUCAUGGCACCAACGAUAGUGUCAGGUAUGAUGAUGUCACCCGGUGGGCACAGACCUCAACUUCAUCCUAUUCCAGCACCAACAUUCUCGACGACUCCUUCUACAAUGUCAGCCCUUUCACCUGUCAGACCAGCAAAUCAGGUUUCCAUUUCUCAUGCUCAAGGUCAAGCUACAUACCCUUCAAUAACUCAGGAAAAGUUAUCACCUAAAACCUCAACGUCAGUAACGUAUCUGUCUCAGACUUCUACUCAUCAGCUCAGGGAAUCGCCCCAACCUCUAGCAUCUCCACAAGGAUCAGAAAAAGGGGACCUAUCUCAGAGGAAAGGCAGCGUAUCCAGGCAUGAACCCAUCCAAAGUAUCAUUGGAAACCAUCCUCCAAAUGAUAUCCUGUACCUCAUUUGUCGACUUUGUCGGCAAACCUACGGCAGUCCAUAUGGAUUUCGGAAACACUUCAGAAAUCAACAUGGGUUUGAGCCAAGAGCCGAACAUACAAUUGUCCAAACAAUCUCAGCAACUAAAUCAGCACUGCAGAGUCCUUAUAUGUUAAACCCACAAGAUCAUCAAGGAGAGCCCUUGAUCCCUACUGGACGAAGUUCAGCUCCACCUGAAAGAGAAGCUGUUUCAACCCCAGGUUCUGACUUUUACAGAGGCAAGAAGGAGAGCUUGUCUCCAUUGGAUCCAAGGGGUGUCUCCCCAAGUCAGCAGACCCAGCAGGAUUGGAACAAUAGCAAAGCCAGGGCAUACAGACGUGCCAGUGAUGGUCGCCCGAAGAGUUCACUUCGGGAUGACUGUGAGGAUACAAAGUAUCUUCAGUGUCAGCAGUGUAAUCAAACAUUUCAGCUCAAUGACUUUGGGUCAUACAAGCGCCAUUGUCGUCAGCACAACCAGGCUAGAACGCCAGGACCCUUCAUUGGUCCUGAAAGUCACCUUGGUGACUCUCCCUCUGGACUAGAACAGAACGAAAAGCACCUUGGAAGAACAGGAUUGUGCAGGUUUUGUGGUUGUCAGUUCUCUGUGUUAGCCCUUGAGGAACAUGUCAAGUCAGUUCAUUUUAAAGAAAUGUGUUCAGAUGGACAGCCUCCCCAAGCCAAGAAGCCUCACUCAAGCAGUAUUUCAAAUCCUACCUCUCCAGAAGGUCACACUCAAUUCAUAGAUUCUGGUGUUGGUAAAUCUAUCCCUGAGUUUCACAAAUUCCUCUCGGAACCUGUUCCCAACCCAAAUCUAGAGGUACAACGCUUACCAGCUGAUCAAAUUACUGUUAGUGCUAGUCCUGAUAGCAGUAGUGACAAGCCGUCUCAGUCAGACUACACUCACCCUACAUCUACCACCACUUCUCAGGCCUCCUGUCCUCAUGACUCUAACACUGGUGUAGAUAGGCCCAAACAGGACCAGGCUAGCAAUGAUAAAAAUAAUGAUUCAAACUGUGUUGAUUCCAAAGCUAGGGAGUUGAUGUAUCUCCAUGUGGAAGACGAUAAAGAUUCUGGUUUUUCAGGAGAAAGGUGUUCAUCAUCCGAGUCAAGGUCGCUUUCGAUAGAAAGCACCCAAGAUGGAGGACCUUUGGCAUCACCUGCAGAAGGUGAUGACCCGCAAGCCAAUUUUUACAGACAUAAAAAAUUUGGAAGUCAUCGCAAGAGAAAAGAAUCUUGCGAAAACCCAGAGUCAGAGUCCAAAGUUCCAAAGUUGGACCAAUCUUCUGGUGCUAUUUCAAAGGAAAAAGGUCCUUGUGCUCAAUCUAGUGGUAAGGAGGAGAAGCCAGAUACUCCUUUGUCAACAGACGAUAGUGGCAAACGACCGGACAAGGAGGUUGUGUCGGAAACUCCCAAGAAGACAGGAGCGAAGCAGGAGGCUCGUCACCAGUUGCCUUUUGUCUGGGAUAGGGUGACUCGUAUCCAGGCAGGGAAAAACAUAAAGCCACCGGAUUAUAUGACAUAGGGUUCCUUGUGGGACUAGGUCUUUGUGUAAUGUGCAAUUUGCAUGUGUGAGUGAUGGGAGAAAGACUAGAAUGUUUUACAUAGUGAUUGUCAGACACAUUAGCUUGUACUGUGAUUAAGUAGCACAUCAGGUCUGAACGAGGUCAGUUCUCAGGUCAGAUCUAGCAUCCGAUACAGAUAUCAAAUAUCAAAUCAGGUCAUUUUGUGUGGCAAUAUGUCUUAUUAUGGCCAGGAACUGUCAGUAUUUGAAAAUGGCACAUUCAUGAAAUUUCACAUACUUUGCAUUUGAUUCUGCAAAUCUAUUUAUUUUCCAGUAACCAAGGUAAUAGAAUUCCACAGGUGGUGAUUAACUUCAUAAUGUUGACACUCGGUUUUGGAGAAGUGUCUGCGUUACAAUGACACCCUGUUAUUCUGGACACAUCCCUUUACUAGUGAAUCUUUCGGACCAACAAAUGUCCUAAUCAACGAAUAUUUGAUACAGACUAAUGUUGUGUUGUUUCUAUUAUACUGAGAGAGAGUUUCCCAACAAGGUGGUCGGAAUGUGAGGUGUCCAGACUAUAAGGGUUUCAUUGUAUCCUUCUUCCGAUGAACUUUAAGAAGCUGUACCCCUAUCAUGCCUAUGAGGUUAUGAUAUUGACUAAUUAUGUAAUGUAAUACAUAUGUCUCUAUCAAAGAUGUUAAACCCAGCUUACUCACUCACUAUAUCAAAGUAUGACAGUAAGAUAAAAUGUUUUAACACAGGUAAGAUGGAAGAAAUAAGAACCUUUGACUAAAAUAUCCUUUUGUGUGACAAAUAGUUCUUCCUCUUUGAUGCAGCUAGGUUGUAUUAAGUGUCUGCCUUCUGACCAAGAAAUAUUGGCUAGAAUACAGCAUAGUGGAUACCUUUUGUCAUAGGCAUGAUAGGUAAGUGCAUGAGGCCUUUCCUCAGUAAUAGUUUCUAAGUUUUUAGAUGCUUUUUGGAUCGGCCUUGCUAAAAUAUUAUGGGGUUAGUGGGUUUGCCCCUACACAAUGACUUGAAACAAAUGCUAUCACAAUUAAAUGUCAUGAACAUAUUUUAAAAAUAGUCUGUCACAUGCUGCUAUAUUAGUCGCAUCAACAAACAGGGCGGAUGUGUAUCUGGUAUACUGUAGCUGUACCUGAAGGUUAGGAGUAGUUUACAAGUAAAAUGUUUUUGUUGCAUAAAUAUUGAACAUUCAUCUAGUUAUUCAUGUAACACUAAUACAGUGACAUUGAUGAAACAACCGCCUUUCUGUGAGUGCAGGGCUACAUGCUUGUGCCAAGAUUUCAUAGGAAACUGUAAGUGGAAUUCUAUGAGCUCUGAUAAUUAUUCUCUUUACUUGUGUAUCCAAAAGAACAUAUUAUUCAAACAUGUUUGAAGUUAAUAUUGUGAAGUUCUUUUUAAUUCUUGUUCAAAUUGGUCUCAUGCAUAGCAAUAGUAAACAUCUUAACAUGAAGGCUAUAGUAUUUUCUCUUACAGUCUUGAGAAAUUAUUCCUAUGACCUACAGAGCACUCUUUUGAAACUUUUAAUGGAAAAUUAGAGGCAAUCAUUAUCUUAUAAUAACUGUCCAAAAGUCAUUGCCUUAGAAUUAUUUUUUUUAGAAUUUUAGUAAGACUAGGCUGUCUUAUCUACAAUAUUAGUCAUCCUGUCAUGGUUUCGACGGCCACUUUCAAUUUGUUGUCAAACGCCUUUCUUCCAUCACUCCUUACUUUACAUCGUAGAAUUACAAUACUGUGCUGUUUAAAUGCUUUCGUGUCUUGUGACUGUUUUCUUGAUGAUUAAGACCUUGUGGCUACAUAGCAUUUCUGUCUUCAAAUAGCAAUGCCUAUUAAGCAAAGGGAGGUAACUCUAAUGAUUUUCCCCCUGGAGGGGAGAAUGUCCCACAACCAGACUGGGGAAGGAUGUCCUGAGCCAGGAGAGUGCUGACAAGCCCAAUUGUGAUACUCAACUGUUUUUCAGUAUCAGAACCAAACAUAUAUGAAAUAAGUGUUGUCAAAGUGUAGAGUUUAUCCAUGUUAAGCAGCAUGUUGGAUGGUAAUGGUAUGGGUGAUGCCUAACUUAAGGAUCUCUGUUACUUUAAUUUACUGAUAUUCCUGAUAAUUUACCCUGAUGCACUAAUAAUGUGUACAUGUUAUUAAAGUAAUGUUUUUUUAAAUGUUUUUUUCUCUCUUUUUUUAAACUGUUUCGUUGAACAUAAAUUAGGAAAAUGGUAACUUAAUUUAAAUGGAAAAACACUAUUUCAUAUAUAUUUUGGAGCAAAAUGGAGGGAUGCAGGAAUAUUGCAAGACAUCUCUACUUUGGUGACUUUGGGAAAUUCCAGAAAAAGAAAUAGAAAAAUAAUUUUACUUGAUUUUGAAUUGAUCAAUCAAUUGUCCAUGUUGGCAGAUGAAAACAUCUUUGCUUAUUUUUUUUAUUGGCAAAUUUGUCUCCUCACUGAAAAGUAACACACAUCCAGUGUAGCAAGAAAGGCUAAAAUAUAAUCUCAGAUGAAAAUCCCAGUUUGAUUAUGACCAGUGACAGUAAUGAACUCAUUUGUAGAAUUGAGGUAUUUAUGUUUUGUAGAUUCAAAUUUCAAACCAGUCCGACUAAGUUCACAUAUUUAAGGUAUAUAUAUUGUCAUGCAUUAUUAUUAUGCCAAGUGUGCAAAGUGACCCAGUAGUCCAAAGAGUUUUGACCCGUAGCCAAGCGGGGCGGUCGGGUAGCCUUGAGGUUAGAGUGUUCGCUCGUCACGCCGAAGACCCAGGUUUGAUUCCCGACAUGGGUACAAUGUGUGAAGCCCAUUUCUGGUGUCCCCCGCCGUGAUGUUGCUGGAAUAUUGCUGAAAGCGGCGUAAAACCUUACUCACUCACUGUAGCGAAAAAUGGAUCUACUGUUGGCACCGUGAUUGUAAUCCAUCUCCCAUGUUUUCUCACACUGUUAAAAACUGAAAUACUGUUUGAAGGGUCGUUGAAUGCAUUUCAGCAACAAAGAACCAAAUAGGACACUUGGUCAGGGAUUUUGCUACAGACAAAUGGCAUAAUACCAUUUACAGGUUUUUAUCAAGUUUUGAUAGAACAUCCUUCCAUAUUAUCAAUUUGGAAAAAUAAAUUCCAACUUUUUGGAAAGUAACAGUUAGUGUGUCCUAGAAAACGAUCUGAAACGCUAUUUCGUAAUCCAUCCUCAAAGGUACUAAAUUGUGCAUUUCAGUAUCCAGACACGGACAACUGGAACUAUUUUGUUUUUUCAAACAGGACUAAACAUUCAUCCCACUGGUGAUCGGUGUAGGAUGGUUUGUUUGUCAUUGUGGUUACAUUGGCAUCCUGCAUCUCUGCCCUUCAUCCCUCGUGAGGCUGAUACAGUGGGAUACAACUGAAAUACUGUUGAAAGCAGUGUUAUACCUAUCUCGCUCACCUACAUAAAGCUAGAACAUACAGCCAUCAAAUACCACAGCAACAAUCUCACCUAAGGGGAAGUAAUUGUUAAGAGUUAUCUCCCUUUGUACAAUUCCUUUUUGCCAAGUGCUUUGAGAAAUUGAUAUUGAAUUGCAAAAUUUACCAAAAGAGUUAUUUUUGAAUGGUUAUGCCUAUUUUGGAUUAAUGUGAAGUAUUCUUUUCAAAGAUAAACACAGUGCUAUCAAAGUAUGUCAUGUUAAUAUCUUGUUUGAAUUUGAAAGUGUUUAGUAUGUAUUAUAUGAUCAUUAUAUGGUAUUGAUCUUAUAGAUCAGAACUUAUCUGACAGACAAAUUGUCUUUAAAAGAGAAAAAUUAGUGUCAGAAUUUUUCUUGUGCAUUUCACUUUGUUCAGACAGGGCUGGAAGAGUCCAAGUAAGGGAGUUUAAUUCACAUUUCAUUGUUUUUCUAAAAAGUCAAGACUCCCUUUGUAUGAAUGGACCUGUGUUGUUUAGUAUCUGGCCUUGAUUUUGUAUGCAGGACUUGCCCAUUGUAAAUGUAGAUCACAGGAAAAACAUUGUUGUAGACUGUAGACUAUUGUAGUGCAUCAUCCAAGAUGAUAUUGUUGUGUUUUCAUCACUGCCUUGUUUCAAGUUGUUAUUGUAUCAACUUACAAUGGGAAAAAAAUGUAUUUGAAGAGUU
Molecule: messenger RNA, 8785 nt
Organism: Haliotis rufescens (red abalone)
Lineage: Eukaryota; Metazoa; Mollusca; Gastropoda; Lepetellida; Haliotidae
Exons: 3
Coding region: 276-4718 (1480 amino acids)
Source: RefSeq, a predicted model, not a curated record